AAACGACAGAAGCGGUUUUUUCUCUCUCUGAAUUUCAUUCUUUUUUUCUUUCUUUUUUUUACCCCCUACUUUUAUGAAGAAAACAAACUUGCAAAUUAUUUACUUGCAGUUGUGCUAAGACUUUGCUGUUUUGUGUGAGGCUGGUGAAUUCAAUGUGACGCGCAGUGAUGAACGGCAGCUCGAACCCGCCUCUGGAUAAAGAAGAGCAUGUGUUAAAGCUCGGAGACAGUUUUGAGAAGAGACCAAAAUCAUCUUUUCACACCAUCAGAUAUGAUUUUAAACCAGCAUCCAUAGAUACAUCCUGUGAAGGAGAAUUACAAGUAGGAAAAGGAGAUGAGGUUACCAUCACAUUACCACACAUACCAGGCUCCACUCCACCAAUGACAGUGUUUAAGGGCAACAAAAGGCCAUAUCAGAAAGACUGUGUUCUCAUCAUCAACCAUGACACCGGAGAGUUUAUGCUGGAAAAGCUCAGCAGCAGCAUACAAGUCAAGAAAACAAGAGCUGAGGGAAGCAGUAAGAUCCAGGCUCGUAUAGAGCAGCAGUCAGUGAGAGCUAACCAGCUGACGGCACAGUUCCGCACCCCCAUGAAGCCCGGAGCGGGAGCGAAGACCUCACCAACCAAAGACAACCCUUCACCUGAGCCUCAGCUGGACGACAUCAAACGAGAGCUGCGGGCCGAGGUGGAUAUGAUUGAGCAGAUGAGCAGCAGCGGCAGCAGCAGUUCGUCAGACUCUGGCAGUUGUUCUGGCAGUGGUAAUGACAGCUGCAGUGAUGGAGAACAGGAAACUCAUCUGUCCCCCAGCAGGAACAACAUGGCCAAUGGAAUGAACAAGUCACAAGGCAGCAAUCAGCUGAUGAACACACUCCGAAAUGAUCUUCAGCUAAGUGAAUCUGGCAGUGACAGUGACUAGACUGACCUCCUAGCUGAUGUUCAGCACUUACAAACAUAGAUUGUGUUUCUCUGCGUUACGUGCUUUCAUAGAUGAAAUCAGUCUUUUUGCAGUUGUUUCAUAGAUAUCAGUGCUUUUGCAGUGCUAUCUUGAGCUUUUAAUGGCUUCAUGUUAACAUGGAGAUAUCAAAGAAAGUGUUGAAGAAUGUAAAAUAAUUUUAAUAGAUUUUAUUUUUAUUGCAAAGGGAAAUUUUUGAACAGAUAAGGUUGUGUAAAUCAUUAAAAUUGAAUAUUGUACCUUUGGUUGUUCAGUAUUUUUAUGAAGCUAAAAAUCAUCAGUCAGCACGGCUUGUUUAUUGCACUUUUCCCCUCGUUUUCAGUGUUACAUAAACCAAAUUAAUUGCAUGAUCGUUUAGAAUUCAGUGGCAAACGGCAAGUACAAAUGAUUUUGUCGCAUUUUUUGUGACAUAAGGGUCACAACCCCUCACGUAAAACAUUUUAAAAUACUCAUUGUCUCCAAAUAUCUGUAUGUGGUUAUCUAUAGAAGUGUAUACUGCUGGUUUAACCAAAAAUAAAUUGUUUUAUUGCACUGUACACAAUAUUAAUGUUGUAAAUAGCAUCUGUAAUGUAAGAUAAAAGUCAAAAACAAACUGUCAGUGGGUCUGAGUGAUUUAUCAUUAUUAUUUACUUUUCAAAUAUCAUCAAUGCUUUAUCUUUUUUUAUAAAGUAGUAUAUUGGUCAUUGACAAAAAAUGACAUCACAAAUGCAUGCUGAAGUUACCUCCAUGUAAAAAUCGUCUGC
Onychostoma macrolepis is the source of this 1693-nucleotide messenger RNA. RefSeq names its product ELL associated factor 1 (gene eaf1). NCBI's taxonomy places the organism in Eukaryota, Metazoa, Chordata, Actinopteri, Cypriniformes, Cyprinidae. Gene Ontology annotation, cellular component: super elongation complex. Gene Ontology annotation, molecular function: transcription elongation factor activity. The record is from RefSeq and is a predicted model, not a curated record. Gene Ontology annotation, biological process: regulation of transcription elongation by RNA polymerase II; positive regulation of DNA-templated transcription. The transcript is spliced from 7 exons. The coding region runs from base 168 to 914 and encodes 248 amino acids.